GUGCGACGUAAGAGGUUGCGGCAAUCAUGGCGGGAGGAGGAGGAGGAGCCGCCGCGGCCGUCGCCGCCGCCGCUGCCUGACCGAGGGGCAGUCUCAUCCAUUGAUUGUUUUGAGGUGUUCUUCACACGCACGCCGCCCCCCCCCUCCCUCUCCCCUCCCCACCUUCCUCCUCUCCUCGCAUUUAUUGUUCACCCACCCCUCCCCACACCUCCUCCGUGGGAGAUGAAACAGGGACGGCAGAAAAGUCCGCGUCGCUUGUAAAGUGAGGGGUUUGGGGGGGAAGACCGAGGGGGCCACUCACCCCCCGGGAAGACGGCGGCGGUGAUGUCGAGCCGUGUCACAGGUUAAAUGGAACCUGCCUUUGGAACCCUGAAGAUCCAGGCUGACUUAUGCACUGCAUAGCAGCUAUUCCAAAAGGGACCACAGACAUGAGCGGGGGAGGCGAGCAGCCUGACAUAUUGUCAGUUGGUUUCUUAGUAAAGGAACGGUGGAAAGUGUUGAAAAAGAUUGGAGGUGGAGGCUUUGGUGAAAUCUAUGAAGCUGUAGACUUUUUGACCCAGGAAAAUGUUGCUCUCAAGGUGGAAUCAGCCCAGCAACCAAAACAGGUUCUCAAAAUGGAAGUUGCUGUUUUGAAGAAGCUGCAAGGGAAGGAUCAUGUUUGUAGAUUUAUUGGCUGUGGAAGAAAUGACCAAUUUAAUUAUGUUGUAAUGCAGCUGCAGGGUCGAAAUCUUGCAGAUCUACGUCGCAGCCAGUCAAGAGGUACCUUUAGCAUCAGCACUAUUCUACGACUGGGAAAACAAAUUCUUGAAGCAAUAGAAAGUAUUCACACUGUGGGCUUUCUUCACAGGGACAUCAAACCUUCAAACUUUGCAAUGGGCCGCUUUCCAAGCACCUGCAGAAAGUGUUUCAUGCUGGACUUUGGUUUGGCACGACAGUUCACAAAUUCCUGUGGAGACGUUAGACCUCCUCGGGUGGUGGCAGGGUUCAGAGGCACGGUGCGCUAUGCAUCAAUCAAUGCACAUAAAAACAGGGAAAUGGGCCGACAUGAUGACCUCUGGUCCUUAUUUUAUAUGUUGGUGGAGUUUGUCGUGGGGCAGCUACCAUGGAGGAAGAUAAAAGAUAAGGAACAAGUAGGUCUAAUAAAAGAAAAAUAUGAUCACCGUCUUAUGUUGAAGCACCUCCCGCAAGAGUUUUCGGUAUUUCUGGAACAUGUUCUUUGCUUAGAUUAUUUCACAAAACCAGAUUAUCAGUUGUUGAUGUCCGUGUUUGACAGCAGCAUUAAAGCACAUGGGGUUGUUGACAGUGACCCUUUCGACUGGGAGAAAACUGGGAUGGAUGGAUCUUUCACCAUGAUAACCACCUCAACUACUCCUCAGCUACAUACACGGCAGACACCUGCUGCUCUUGGAAUUGCUAAUGCUUCACUGGUGCCAGGCGAUCAGAUGAAAGAAAACACUGAUGAGGUAUUACAAGAUGAGCAACUCAGCGAUGGUGAGAAUGCUCUUCCAGGCAUUAUUUGUCCUGAAAGGAUGGCAGAAAUGCAAGGAUCUCAAAACCCACAAGUUCCUCAUGUUGGAGAGAAGGAUGUUUGGGAAGAAAUGGACAUUAACAGGAACAAAAUGAAGAUCUCUGGCUGUAAGGGAGUCACAGAGGAAGAGAGCAGUCGUGGUGCUGGAAAUGUGCCUCAAAAUGGACCAAGUUUGGGAUCUCCUGUGAAAGUACGCUCUGAGACUUUGCAACCAGAUCGGGAUAUGCCAUUGCUAAGAAAGUUGAGAUCAAUUCACAGCUUUGAGUUUGAAAAACGUCUCACGUUGGAGCCAAAGCCCAGCACUGAUAAAUUCUUAGAAGCUUGUUCUACAAAGGUCAAGGAAGACUUACUUAAGGAUGUUCCUGCUUCCCAGCAUCGCAAGACCUCUGCUGCAGCUCGCGCUGACAGGGUAUGGCACUUUGAUGAAGAAUACAUUCCGGACAGUACAAAACCAGUCUCUUUGGAGUCUCCUGAGCAUGGUGAUGGUGUUGUUAGCAAUGGUUUUGUAGCACUCAAUUUAAGCUCCUGCAGGCAGGAGGUUGACUCCAAAGAGUGGGUCAUUGUGGAUAAAGAACGUGACCUCCAGGAUUUCAGGACCGACAGACGGCAGAGCCAGAAAUUAACCAGUCCAACUGGACGGACAGAUGAUGAGGAACCAGAGGUCCUUGCAGUAGAUUCCCCUCAGGCUGAAGGAUUAAUGUUGGUCGAAGCUAUUUCGAGCAAAAGCAUGGGAUGUCCAAAGUCACCAGAAGCAAGGAAAGACCAGCUGAACACAACUCAUUUGCCACAUCCCAACACUCCAAGGAUGCAGAAUCCCCUCCGAUCCCCGAGCCCUGUAGUAUUGUUACCCUCUGAUUCGGAUCCACUUCACAGGAAGCAGUCAGAUUUGCACAGGAGCCAGUCAGCUGAGAACAAAUCACGCUCCCCUGGUCGUAGGCAGCUACCCUUCAUUCCAGGCAACACCAAGCUGCCUUCUAUCAUCCGCAUCUCCAAAGCUCAGCUCCAACAGAUAACGGCGUCUAAACCUGCAGUAACAUCGACUCAUGGUGCCUCUGUGGUUACAGAGUGCAAUGAGAAGAGAGAAAAUGAUCAGCAUGCAGUAGAAAACAACAUUGAUCAAAAGCAGCCAGCCCAUUUUCCAGAAGAGAAAUCGAGGCCAACUGCUGCAGUGCAUGGCCCUUUGUGUAAUGGUACAUUCAGUGUUGGCCUUAAACUAGAACUGGACAUAGGCCCAUUGCAAAGGGAAAAAGCCAUCAGGACCAGUAUAAUAGAAAGCAGUAACCAAGGUGAGGUGAUUGCAAAAACUAGUGUUCAUUCCGAGCACAACAGAGAUGACUCUCUCAAUUCACCUCAUGAGGUUGAAUGUAAAGAUGGCCAAAUGGUUUCUGGGGAUGGAAGGAGUCAGCCUGAUGAAGGACAAUACUCUUUGGGUGAAAGUGAACUCCUGAAGAAGCAAAUGAGUGAUGAAUGCUUGACAUCAGCACAACUAAGGAGCUUGAGCUCUAUACAAAAACAUGCAGAGAUUAAAUCACCUGGUCCUUGCUUAACAGAUAUUAUAGCCAGCCCAGCCACAACUGGUGAAGUCUUUUCAACGAGAGAGGACGAUGCUCUCUCCAAGUCAGUGGAGUGUACAAAAUUUGUAAUGGAUAUGCCGAAAGAUAAACUGCAUGACAUAGAAGAAAAUGUUUUUUUUAAAUACAUUGAAGGUGAGACGGAUAAAGAACAGCCUGCUUCUAGCAUUUCAUAUGAACGUGUAAAGGAAUUGCUUCAUGCUGCAGUAUCAGAGCAGGAAAACUAUGCCAAUUAUGCUGGAAAUGAUGGAUGUGAAAUGGGCUACAUUUCUGAAAUGAUGCAGAGAAAGAUUCAGGAACAGAGCAACAUUUCAGAGCUAAGUGGAUUCAGAAAUGGAGAUUUGAUUCAAAUCUUGACAGUCGAUGACGAUUCACUCCAUUCCAAGAAGGUUGAAGGCAAAUCAUCACUUUUGCGACAAAGUCGAAUCCCAGUCCUGGCAUCUGAUGCAGAAAUUAUUACUGAGUCAUCGGCUCCUGUCUCAGCUAAAGAGAAACUACUUCAAAAGAAGGCUUACCAAACUGACUUGACUAGACAGUUGGCUGAAAAGAGACAACACACACUCAGAACGUCCUUCCUGGGUGAUCUUUCAUCUAAUUCUGAAAAAUCCCCAGAAGAGAAAAUAUCUAUCCCAUCAAUGACUUUCUCAGAUGAUGGAACUCCUUCUGGAUCUCCAGUGAAAGCUGGAACGGAACAACAAUCAGGCAAACAGACUGACGACGACUCUCUUCUGACCAGUCUUCAAUCCCGGAGAAGCAAAAUCCCAAGACCAGUUUCAUUGACCAAUCCUGAACAGGUCCCCAUUGCAGCCUCAACCCAAUUAGUCCCAAGGCCACCUCCUGGCAAGCCACCAACUCGACACAGUGUGGAGGUCCGAUUACGCCGAUACAGAGUUGUUGGAAGCGGUAGCUCUGAUUCUGAUCUCCUAACCCAUCUGGCUCAAAUCCUUCAAAAUGGAUCCCAAAAGACCAGAAGCUCACCACAGUCCAAAAGCCCACAGUCCCCACGCAGUCCUAAAACUCCACCCAAAAGCCCGGUGAUUCCACGACGAAGUCCCAGCGCUUCACCACGAAGCUCCUCGCUGCCACGCACUGCCAGCUCUUCCCCUUCACGCGGCCGUCCCUACACGGACCAGAGAAGCUCAUCGCCACAUUUUGCCAGAAGUCGCUCUCCUCCCAGUUACUCUGGGUCCUCGCCCUCCCGGAGAAGCUUCUUGCAGGAGCAUGGUUGUGGUAAACAGGGCAAAAAUAGCUUGAAGGGGCCUGGGAGCCCUCACCACUUGUGUCAAAGCAAAUCCACAAAGGGAAAGUGCUCCGGCAGAGAUGGUAAAAUGUCCAGUAAACUCAGCAGAUAAUAAUUUCUACCAGGAACACUCCAUUAGUUCUCCUUUUCCUCCAUCCUCAGACACUCUCUUCCCACCCCCCCCCCCCUCCAAAGGUCCCCAGGUGUAAUCUUUAUCCAACUCCAAGCUCUCUCCCUGUCCCUCUCCCUCCAAUCCUCUCUCCCCCACAUCUUUCUUUCUCUCCACAUCUUUCUCCCUCCCCACAUCGCUUUCUCUCUCCCCACGUCGCUUGCCCUCUCCCCAGCUGCUCCCUCCCCGCUGCGUCCUCUCUCUCCCCGCUGCGUUCUU
This is a messenger RNA of Amblyraja radiata (thorny skate), 4727 nucleotides long. RefSeq names its product tau-tubulin kinase 2. The record is from RefSeq and is a predicted model, not a curated record. Gene Ontology annotation, molecular function: ATP binding; protein kinase activity. NCBI's taxonomy places the organism in Eukaryota, Metazoa, Chordata, Chondrichthyes, Rajiformes, Rajidae. The coding region runs from base 390 to 4451 and encodes 1353 amino acids. The transcript has 16 exons. Gene Ontology annotation, biological process: protein phosphorylation.